UUCCUUCCUUAGUUUCUUACUCAAUGCUGCCGAUACAGUCCAGUAACGUUACAUGUCCCGUUGUCCUAUCUGUGAGCCAGAUCUACAUGUCAAGCGUAUCGCUCCAAGCAUUUGCGAAGUAAGCCAGGCAGACCACACAAGGCAACGGACAAGGUAGAAAAGAACAAGAAGACCAAGAACCCCGGUAAAUCCAAUCCUUACCAGGUCAUUCCGUUGAGGACCGGGAAUACAAGGCCAGGCUUCUGAGCAAACCUUGGCAACGGACGGUCAACAGCAUAUUGACUAUUGAUACCACUUCAAGGGAAUUAACGUCAGCCGCGUGUAGAAUGGAGAGUGCUAUAUUCGGCGUGUGGCCAGGCCAUUUACUGCCCUUAUUGUCCUUGCGGGACAUCAUCCAGCUGUGUGGAACCUCCAAGCAUUUGAAGGCGCUGCUAAUCGAUGAAAACAUGUUUAGCAUUCUAUGUCGGCAACGCUAUCAACUCAGGCCUCGUUUGGACGUGUCAUAUAUAGACGCUGCCAUAAACCUGGAAAUUGUCACCGGUGUGGCCAGCUUGCAUCAUAGCCAUUGCAUCGAUACUAUGCGUUGCAUUUACGGCAGCCAUGUGGAUGUUGCUUUGGUCGGCAGAGCAAAGAAGCAGUCGAUUAUCACACUGUCGUGCCUAGAGUUGAUGCUGCCAGCACAGCUGAGUGAUACCACUAGCUGGGACAGCGCUGGCCUGUUCAAGUCACUCGCCGAAAGCCAUUUACUACAUGCUCUAGAAGAUCGUGAAUUCCUACCAAACCUUUUGCUGAAGGAUGUCGACCGAAAACUUGAGGAGAUGGAAGAAGAAGAAUUUGAUGACUUCAACUUUGAACCAAUGCAGUACCUGUUUAAAGAUGUCACAGAUUUGUUCAUGAGAGACGGAUCGGAGCAAACGUGUCAAGAAGUGAUUAUCAACUCGAUGGAACCACUUAUUGCGAGGUUGACCAAUUACAUGCCUUACGUUAACCGCUCGCGGAGGCUUGGGGAAAUUGCGCAUUCGUUGCAUGAUUUAGCCCAGACAGACGCAACUUUGUUAUCAGCUCUGGGACUUGAAGAUCUCAACGCAAUUCCUCUUCCGGAUGAUGAUGAUGAUGAUGAUGAUGAUGAUGAGUGGACGGACUCGUAUAACCCUUACUACCAUUGUGAUAUCCACUAUAGCGACAAUUACAAUCUGGGCGAAGAAAUGGAUAAGUCCCGAUCAUUGAUCGACAUGGCCGCCAAGCUCUCAGAAAAGCACUCAGUUCUGAGGCUGCUGAUAAUGGGUAGGCUAAAGACAUUGAAUCCCGAGAAUUACUUCAUGGCUCUCAACGAAUAUGAACAAUUCUGGAAUAGUUUGUCUGAGUCAAGUCGCCCCAGUCGUAAAGUACUAUGCAGCGGCUUGGGAAGCCAUCUACUUUCGUCAAUAUCAGGAUUGCCUGAUCAGAAGCUGUGGACGAAACUGGAGCUAGUGGACGCCAUGAAGAACUAUGGAAAAGAACUAGUUUUCCUUGCGCAAGAAGAGCUACCGCUUUCUGAGAAGCAAAGAAGACCAGAAUGUGGGCAAGAUGACGAAAAGAAAGAAGACGAAGAACGCCCAUGAGAAUGAUCACACCGACACACACGCGCACGCAGACACACCAACUCACGUAUAAACAUGGACGUACAUUUGACACCUCACACUACCUUGUAUAUUGCAAUGUUAUGCAUCUUUAACUUCGUGAUUGUAUACCUCCUUAUUUUGAUAGUCCACUUCACCCGUCCUUGUUAACAGUGUUAGUCACGGUUUGUUCUUACCUUUCCAAGUAUUCAAUGAUGAUGAUUGACUGUUAUAUGUUUCGCCGACCGAGCGGGGCAAAUGAGGCGAGAAAUGAUUUCUCGCGCAACAAAAUUAUUUUUCUUGCGAAUAUGGAAUCUGAUGUUUUCUCGUUUUGUUGCUGUUCUGUUUUGCUUGACUCCUUCAGUCAGUUUUUUUUGUGUCUCACCAGUGUCC
Molecule: messenger RNA, 1991 nt
Organism: Sycon ciliatum
Lineage: Eukaryota; Metazoa; Porifera; Calcarea; Leucosolenida; Sycettidae
Exons: 4
Coding region: 327-1601 (424 amino acids)
Source: RefSeq, a predicted model, not a curated record